Molecule: messenger RNA, 632 nt
Organism: Gossypium raimondii (Peruvian cotton)
Lineage: Eukaryota; Viridiplantae; Streptophyta; Magnoliopsida; Malvales; Malvaceae
Product: histone H3.2
Exons: 1
Coding region: 75-485 (136 amino acids)
Cellular component (GO): nucleosome
Molecular function (GO): DNA binding; protein heterodimerization activity; structural constituent of chromatin
Source: RefSeq, a predicted model, not a curated record
CAAAAGCGUUCCUCAUUUCCUUAACAACAAAUAAGUCAUCACUCGGAAACCCAGUUUUAUCUUUCACAACGCAAAUGGCUCGUACCAAGCAAACCGCUAGAAAAUCCACGGGAGGCAAGGCACCGAGGAAGCAAUUGGCCACAAAAGCGGCGCGGAAAUCAGCUCCGGCUACUGGUGGAGUGAAGAAGCCGCACAGAUUCAGGCCAGGAACUGUGGCCUUGCGUGAAAUCCGAAAGUACCAGAAGAGCACUGAACUUUUAAUCAGGAAACUCCCAUUUCAAAGGCUGGUAAGAGAAAUCGCCCAAGAUUUCAAAACAGAUCUGAGGUUCCAAAGUAGCGCUGUGGCCGCUCUCCAGGAGGCCGCGGAAGCUUACUUGGUUGGGCUUUUUGAAGACACCAAUCUGUGUGCUAUUCACGCUAAAAGGGUUACUAUAAUGCCUAAGGACAUCCAAUUGGCUCGUCGUAUUAGGGGCGAGAGAGCUUAGUGGCUUUUAUGAUCUAUUGUAUUAUUUAGAUUUCCAUGGGUUUUAAUAUUGAAAAUGCGGAGGUUAAUGUCCUUUCUUAACCUUAAUGUAAUACAAACAAUUUCUUAGACAUAAUAAAGCUUCUGUGGCACUUACAUUUACAAUAAA